AUGGAGCAGGUCUGGAGCUUAGUACCUGAGGCUCAACUGAUGAGAAGCUUGAUGGAUGUCAGGGACGUUCAUUCGUCCAUAGACGCACGAGUUAAAAUCUCCCUCCUGAAGUCCUUUAAAGAUGUGGUCUCUGCCCAGGCACCUGAGUUCUGGGACACUCAGCAAAAGGACGCUCAUGAGUUCCUGACUACAGUCCUGGAACAGAUGAGAGGUCUGGCCCCUCUGCUGCAGGAGACAGCAGCUUUCAUGGGCACACAUUAUACCUGCCCUGUAGAGGAUAACCUGGUGAUCACAAUAGAGAACACCAGGACAUGCAAAAGCUGUGGAGCACAGUCAGUGAGACAGGAGGAAUCCACAAACCUGUCUCUAGACCUCAUCCCUGGAGGCUCUGUGGAGGAGAUGCUCCAGGAGUACCUUAAGGAGACGGAGGUGGAGUUCAGGUGUGACUGCGGAGGAAACAAGUCAAGCUGCAGAUCAUCCUUCCUCACUCUGCCACAAGUGCUCAUCCUGCAGCUGAAGAGGUUUCGCUACUCUCCCUUCUUUGAGCUUGAGAAGGUUGAUGACCCUGUCAGGCUGACAAGGGACCUGCCGGUCUCCUCCACACAGGAUGGAGGCUGCUACAGCUUGGUCAGCGCCAUCAGCCAUUUUGGCUCCACAGAAAUGGGACACUACAUCAGCCAAGGCAUCCACCCAGACCACAAUCCGGACAAACCAGAUGAUCAUUGGCUCACCUACAAUGAUUCAAUGGUCUUUAAGACGUCCAGCAAGUUAGUCUGUGAGCAGCGGAAGAGGGGUGCUUACAUCCUGUUCUACAAGAGAAUAGUGUAACCCAACUGACGACGUGAUGUCGGACUGAGGGACCUGCCACAGUCAAGACGUGAUGUCGGGCUAAGGGACCUGCCACAGUCAAGACGUGAUGUCGGACUAAGAGACCUGAAACAGUCAAGACGUGAUGUCGGACUAAGGGACCUGCCACAGUCAAGACGUGAUGUCGGACUGAGGGACCUGGAUACAUCACACGGAGACAGGAUGACCAUCAUGGAGCCAGGAGAUCCGCCGCGGGACAAGGAAGGUAAGUG
Molecule: messenger RNA, 1079 nt
Organism: Epinephelus fuscoguttatus (brown-marbled grouper)
Lineage: Eukaryota; Metazoa; Chordata; Actinopteri; Perciformes; Serranidae
Product: ubiquitin carboxyl-terminal hydrolase 37-like
Exons: 9
Coding region: 1-828 (275 amino acids)
Biological process (GO): protein deubiquitination; G1/S transition of mitotic cell cycle
Cellular component (GO): cytosol; nucleus
Molecular function (GO): cysteine-type endopeptidase activity; cysteine-type deubiquitinase activity
Source: RefSeq, a predicted model, not a curated record